AUGUCUUCACCUGCUAGCGACACAGACUUGCAAUCAUCUCACGUAUCCGACGACUCUCUCAUCUCUCAAGAUGCCAAGGCCGAGAAUAAGAAAUCUCCUUUGUGGAGGUCAUUGUAUGUCCUCACAAAGGCUCAAUCUGCUGUCAAUGUGGACACACUGUCCAGUGUCCCCAUCGCCAACAACCCUCGUCCUUUGAGAAUGAUGGUCAAUGACUCUGGAGAGCUGUUCACGUUCAAAUUUCCUGUGACACUGGAUACUGGUCUCGAUCUGUUUGCAUUGAAGAAAAUGUGCGCCCAGUUUGAGGUUUGCCCGCUCGAUGUCAAUGCGACCAACCUGUAUCCACAGGAGGCCAUAAGGUGCAGCUCUGCGACCAUGGACAUGUUAAAUGUCUUGCAUGGGGAAGUGGAGAACACCAGAAACACCCUGUUGCCCAACCCUGCUAUGUAUCUGCACAAUGUGCCAUUCUGGUGUCGAUACACUGAAGCACAGAAUGAACAGUUCUCUGUCAUACUGAUAACUGACCCUUUGGUGCAAAACAUUCCAGACCCCUCACGAUCUUCAGUGCUGCAUCUCAAACGGGGUUAUAUUGGCAAAAGAGACACCAUGCAGAGUCCAUCCAAGGCCAAAGCUGCUGUGAUGGCAGGUGGCCCUCCUGGAGGAGGAGGAGAAGGCUCAUCCACUGCAGCUAACAGGGAUGACCUUCUGUCAGCUCUGCCUGACCCCCUUGGGCAGUAUGCCGGCCUGAUCAUGCAACACAACUUGCAAAAUGCUGUGGUGGUCCCCCCCAAUCCCAGCAAAUAUGCCAGCAACCUCACUAGUGGCGAUGUUACGAUGUUUGAAUGCCAGCUGAAGUUGUGGAACAUUGCCCCUAAUAGAAGAGACAAUGCUCCACAGGACGACAGGAAUGGCUCCAAGUGGUACCAGGUGAUGCUGAAGUCAAUGAAGCUACUCCCUGACACAUCCAUCACUGCGAGCACAGUGAAUGAUUCCACAUCAAACAAGAAAGGAAAAUGCAAGGCCACUGAUGACGGUGAUGGGUCGCAGGCAAGGAAGAGGACGUCUGAGGAUGGUGACCUUGACAUCGAAGAGCUUGAGGAAAUGGAAGUCGGUGAUGACUAA
Molecule: messenger RNA, 1119 nt
Organism: Suillus plorans
Lineage: Eukaryota; Fungi; Basidiomycota; Agaricomycetes; Boletales; Suillaceae
Exons: 9
Coding region: 1-1119 (372 amino acids)
Source: RefSeq, a predicted model, not a curated record